UUUAUCAAUGCUGCCCUAGAGGAAAAUAUCAGACUUUAUGGCAGAAAAUUAAAUGGAGCAAGAAAAUUGAAAUUGCACUUCCGAUCUAGCUGGGGAUCAUUUUUAGUAUCGUUGGGACAAAAGAGAAAUGAAGGAUUGCUGAAUAUAAAUGUCGAGUUAAAAGUGGCAGCAGCGCACUUUGAAGUUGGAAGACAAUCUGAAGUCGGUGUAGCUUUAACAAGGCAACUAGAAAGAUGUUUCAAGGACUCUAGGUGCCUUGAUAAGGAAUAUUUAUUCAUUGUCGCCGAUAAAAAAGUAUGGAAUGUCAGAGUCGACAUGAAUGUAAUCAAUCACGAUGGUAGUUUGGUUGAUUGCGCUAGCAUAGUAACUUUGGUUGCCUUAUCACAUUUUUAGCGUUCUGAUGUUAAUUCAAUUGGAGAUGAUAUUAUUAUACACUCAUUUGCUGAGAAAGAUCCAUUGCCUUUGACAUUGUUUCAUCAACCUGUAGGUGUUUCGUUGUAAACUUUUGAGAAGUAA
This is a messenger RNA of Cotesia glomerata, 516 nucleotides long. Its product is annotated as exosome complex component RRP45-like. NCBI's taxonomy places the organism in Eukaryota, Metazoa, Arthropoda, Insecta, Hymenoptera, Braconidae. Gene Ontology annotation, biological process: nuclear polyadenylation-dependent mRNA catabolic process; U1 snRNA 3'-end processing; exonucleolytic trimming to generate mature 3'-end of 5.8S rRNA from tricistronic rRNA transcript (SSU-rRNA, 5.8S rRNA, LSU-rRNA). Gene Ontology annotation, cellular component: nuclear exosome (RNase complex); cytoplasmic exosome (RNase complex). The record is from RefSeq and is a predicted model, not a curated record.